Physcomitrium patens is the source of this 2273-nucleotide messenger RNA. NCBI's taxonomy places the organism in Eukaryota, Viridiplantae, Streptophyta, Bryopsida, Funariales, Funariaceae. The record is from RefSeq and is a predicted model, not a curated record.
UUGCACUUUGUGUUUAGAGCGGUGGUGCUGAGUGGCUGAUAGUUCCGAGUCUUGAAUUUUGGUUUUUGGAAUCUUUUCAGUGCAAGGAGGGAGUUCUCUAUUCUUUUUUCUUUUUCUGGAUUUUUUGUGGUCGUUGGAGCAGAACUUAAAGAGAAAAGGAGAAGAGUUUGGUUUUCAACUUGGGUUGAGGUGCCGUGAUGUGAUGAGUUGGAACGGUAGAGGCUUCAGUUUGUUGCUGAUGGGUGUAGUUGCGGGUUAUUGAAGACGGCGGCUUCUACUGAGUUUGAGUGCAGGGACUACCACAGCUUCCAAUUUAAACAAGGAGGUUAUGAAACAGCGUGUUUAGAAUUUACAACUUUAGUUACAACCUCUCUCUGCGACCACUUUUCUUCGUGGCUGAUCUUCAUCCGUAGCCAAUAUGAGCAGCAAAGAUGCGAAAGCGGGGAUAGUGGUGAAUGGGGUUGUUGGGCAGAAACGCACACGAGAAGAUUCGGACGAUGAGGACAUGAAAUUAGAUUGCGAGGUGCUGAGGAAAUGGAUGGAUCCCGUGCAAGGGUUGGCAAACAUGAGACGCGAGUUCGGGGAACAUGGUGGCGUCAACAUGUCCAUCGAGGCCUCAACCACUUUCACAGUGAUGGAACCGGAGACAAUGAGCAAGUUGUUUGAAGGGAAGCUUGGUCCGGAUCGAGAUUUCUACAUUUACAGCAGGCAUUACAACCCAACGGUGCUCAACUUGUCAAGGCAGAUGGCAGCAAUGGAAGGGACGCAGGCCGCCUAUUGUACAGCCAGUGGGAUGUCAGCUAUAUCCUCGGUGCUAACGCAAUUAUGCAACUCUGGCGACCAUAUUGUUGCCUCAAAUCGCUUAUACGGUGGCACACAUGCCCUCUUGGCCCAUUUUUUCCCACGGAAAAACAAUAUCACAACCACUUUCGUCGAUGUUGCUGAUGUGAGUGCUGUCAAGGAAGCUAUCAGGCCUUCCACCAAGGUGUUGUACUUUGAAUCUGUGUCAAAUCCGCAGUUGGUUGUCGCCAACAUCCCAGUUCUGGCGGGCGUAGCUCACGAGAAGGGUGUUAAGGUCGUGGUGGACAACACAUUUGCACCGAUUAUUAUGUCUCCGAUCCGUUAUGGCGCGGAUGUAGUUGUGCACAGCUUGACGAAAUUUAUCAGCGGUUCCAGCGACAUCAUUGCAGGUGCAGUUUGUGGUCCCGCUGACCUUAUCUCCUCCAUGAUGGGUUUGACUCAAGGUGCCCUUAUGCUUCAAGGUCCAACAAUGAAUCCUCAAAUUGCAUUCCAACUUGCCAUGCGUCUUCCGCAUUUGGAAUUGCGCAUGAAGGAACAUUGUGAUCGGGCACUAAUAUAUUCCAGGAGGCUGAAAAAGCUUGGCAUGAAGGUCAUAUAUCCAGGUCUGGAGGAGCAUCCUCAACACAACUUGAUGAAGAAGUUGCUGAACGAAGGCUAUGGAUUCGGUGGAAUGCUUUGCCUGGAUUUGGAAAGCACAGAAAUAGCGAACGACCUAUUGCGACAUUUGCAGAAUGUGUCUUUGUUUGGAUUGAUGGCAGUUAGUCUUGGAUACCAUGAUACAUUAAUGUCGUGCUCGGGUUCGAGUACCAGCAGCGAGCUCAGCAAAGAGGAGCAGAAUUCCGCAGGCAUUUCAGCAGGACUUGUACGGAUGUCCAUUGGGUUUACAGGUUCUGUGGAGAAAAGAUGGUCACAGCUUCUGGAUGCCCUCACAAGCCUAAAGCUAGUUCCAGAUAGUGCCAAAUGGCUUGAUUGAGGUAAUAUCAAAACCGGGUGGUGUAAGUAUCUCUGUCGGUCCAAAGGACUUGCUGCUCAUGGUACAUUACUGGGCGUCAAUCUCAUUGAGGAGCAUUAAAUCUCAGGCCUGAUCCCUUCUGUACUUUUCUGCUGUAAGGCAUUGUUGUAUAUGGCUCGCCGAAUCCAGUGGGAAGACAUGAAGGCUAUACCCGAGUAUCAGUCUCAUACUACUAAGAAUGAUUCUGAUUUCAAAGUAUUAGAGAAGGAUUUCGUAGAUCCGGUGGAAAGAGUUUGUGUGCAGUUAGAAUGAUACCCAUCUUUUCAAUACUUAUCAAGGAUACUAGCAACCCAACAGUCCGCCUUCUUGUGUCAUGUGCAGCUCGUGGUAACUUUCAAGUGUAGACUUGGGUUAACUGUGAACAGAACCAUACAAAACAAUUGUACAUACUUUGCACCAUGCCAAUAAUAAAUUUCUGAUCGUGAUGUAAACGAGCUUGAGGAUCUCGUCGUUAAUGCAA